This is a messenger RNA of Sphaerulina musiva SO2202, 2097 nucleotides long. RefSeq lists its product as uncharacterized. The record is from RefSeq and is a predicted model, not a curated record. The transcript has 2 exons. Gene Ontology annotation, molecular function: DNA replication origin binding. The coding region runs from base 1 to 1368 and encodes 455 amino acids. Gene Ontology annotation, biological process: DNA replication; DNA replication initiation. Gene Ontology annotation, cellular component: nucleus; nuclear origin of replication recognition complex. Lineage: Eukaryota; Fungi; Ascomycota; Dothideomycetes; Mycosphaerellales; Mycosphaerellaceae.
AUGCUGCAAGAUGAGAUUUUCGGGUCUUUGUCAAAGGAGUGGUCGUGCAGAGAUGGUCCUUUGCGACACUUAUCCGCUUUGCUCUCGCCCACUCUGCCCAGUCCUUCCUCGCUAAUUGUAUAUGGACCGCGUGCGACUGGCAAGAGCGCCAUCGUCAAGUCAUAUCUGGAAGCGAGCAGGCUGCGCCAUGCAAUCGUGCGAUGUCAAGAAUGUGUAACAGGCAGGCACCUCUUGGAGCAAAUAGCCGCUUCCGUUCACGAAGGUUCCACGAAGCAUGAACUCAACAGCGAUGUCGCUCCACAUCCAGGACGAUGCGAGAAUAUCAGCACUCUCGUGGUCCAUCUACAACGAACACUGGAAGGAAAUGACAAAUUUGUGCUGGUGCUGGAUGGCAUCGAUGAGCAGCGCGACAGGGCGCCAACCUUAUUACCAGCACUGGGACGUCUAGGAGAGGUGUUGCCGCAGCUUAUUUUGUUACUCGUUGUGCGAUAUCCAUCGCCUCGGUUUCUUCAUCAGGCUGGCAUUCCGCAUGUUCACUUUCCACCUUACAGUCGAGCCCAGUCAGUGCACAUAUUGGCUCGCAAACCUCCAGACAUUUUCGUUGAGCCACCGUCAGAAGCACUAGACUAUGAUGACGACACUCACGAAGAGGAUAAGGCCUGGUUAUGGCCUCGCUUCUGUGCUGCAGUGUGGGACUCUUUUGCGCAAAGUGCAGUUCGUGAUCUGGCAUCAUUUCGAGAUACCUGCCACAAGUUGUGGCGACCUUUUGUGGCGCCAGUAAUCAAUGGAGACUUUGGCACGCGAGAUUUCAGUCGCCUUCUAGUGGCGCAGCGUCGAAUACUCCAGGAUGAAAGCUCAUUGCUGGAUUCUGUGGUGGGCAGUGCUGAAGCGGCUACUCUGAUAUCGAAAAACAAAACUCAUGAGCUGCCAUACUACUCCAAGUGGAUAUUGGUUGCAGCUUACCUGGCUUCCUUCAACCCUGCUCGUUUGGAUGCACUUUACUUUAUGAAAACAACGGAGAAGAAGCGGCGGAAGAAAGGCGGCGGGACGGCACGAUCUGGUGGCAGGCCAAGCCAGAAACGGCAGAUAUCUCGACACCUCCUGGGAGCAUCUGCUUUCACCAUCGACCGAUUACUGGCAAUCUUGCAUGCCAUACUGCCAGACGAGGUCAGAACGACUAUUGAUAUGUACAAGCAAAUCGCCACUCUGUCGAACCUCCGGCUUCUGGUGCGAGCUGGCGGUAUCGGGAGCAGCGAUCCUCUCGAGCCUGGUGGAAAGUUGAGAGUUGGACCUCUAAUAUCCUGGGAGCAUGUCCAGAGCCUUGCCAGGAAUCUGGACUUUAACCUGAUAGAUUAUGUCGCAGAGUGACCUAUAAUCUUAUGAUCUCUCCACUGCGAUCAAUACCACCACGGAACAGGUCCUUGGUCACUUUUCCGUCGAUGAUCGUUUGAGAAACAAUACCCUCCACAUGUUCGGGGCCCACUCUGCCAUACCAUAUCCCUUUCCCGGCUAGUGGAUGGUCUGUGAAGCUCGGUGGUAUGUAUAUGAUCACAUUUCCGGCCCAUUUAUGUCCACCAAUAUGGCUUAUCGUCCCGACCCUUGCAGUUGGCAUGCCGGCCUGCUGUUCUUCGAUGUGGUCUGGGGCCUCUUUCAUCACUUUGAUGUUCUGUCGUUCCAGCUUCUCCUCAAAUUCAUCUCUCAGCAAGGGACCUAGCGUCCCGCAUCGCUCAUCUCUUCCACCGUGUCCGCAGAUCAGAACAAGAAUCUCGUUGACGUCUCUUGCCUGGGGAAAAUCUCGCUGUCCUUCAGGUUGGCGUAGAAGAAGCUCACGUUGCGCAGGUGAGAAGGUAUCGUAGGAUUUGUGAAGUUUACUCGGAAGGACGAAAGCUUUGAUAAAGGAUUCCACCGCUGCAGGAUCCGAAGGGAUCGAAGGGACGAACUGGAAGCUGGGAAGUAAGAACGCCGAUAGAGGCAUGCUAGCAGACAUGGUCUGGUCUGGAUCUGUUCUGGUCGGAGUGCUAGCGAACGAGCUGUUGGUUAUCAAGACAUUGUGAUAAGGCUAUACUAUCUGUAUCAGCCUCUAUUGUACAUGUGACU